GGAGCGGCCGAGUCCUGCGGCUGUCGUGGGAGACUCGGGGGAGAGGGCGGUUGACCUGUGCGGAGAGACUCGCGUUUCCUUCCUCUCGGUCCCGCGGCUUUGACCACUUGACGCCGUUACCCACCCACCCACCCGGGACUGUGCCAGUGCAGCGCCGCCCGGCCCCGUUUAUUUAACAGGUUGUAUCAGAAUCAUGUCUGGCAGUUUUUAUUUUGUUAUUGUUGGUCAUCAUGACAACCCAGUGUUUGAAAUGGAGUUUCUUCCAGCAGGCAAGAUGGAGCCGAAAGAUGAUCACCGACAUCUUAACCAGUUCAUAGCUCAUGCUGCUCUCGACCUAGUAGAUGAAAACAUGUGGUUAUCCAACAAUAUGUACUUGAAGACUGUUGACAAGUUCAAUGAAUGGUUUGUCUCUGCAUUUGUUACAGCUGGACAUAUGAGAUUUAUUAUGUUGCAUGAUGUCAGGCAAGAAGAUGGAAUAAAGAAUUUCUUCAAUGAUGUCUAUGAUUUAUACAUCAAGUUUGCCAUGAAUCCUUUUUAUGAACCCAACACACUCAUUCGAUCUACUGCCUUUGACAGAAAAGUUCAGUUUUUGGGAAAGAAGCAUCUAUUGAGUUAAAUUAUAAAUGAUAAUAUGCUCAUGUGUGUGUGUGUAUAUAUAUUAUAUAUAUUCAAUAGAUAAGGUAUCACUAAAAGAAAAUGUUUAUUGUUCUGCAUUAAAUCAAUAUAUAACA
Messenger RNA from Callorhinchus milii (elephant shark), 731 nucleotides. It is a transcript of the gene trappc2, whose product is annotated as trafficking protein particle complex subunit 2. Gene Ontology annotation, cellular component: nucleus; cytoplasm; TRAPP complex. NCBI's taxonomy places the organism in Eukaryota, Metazoa, Chordata, Chondrichthyes, Chimaeriformes, Callorhinchidae. Bases 194 to 616 code for a protein of 140 amino acids. Gene Ontology annotation, biological process: endoplasmic reticulum to Golgi vesicle-mediated transport. The transcript has 5 exons. The record is from RefSeq and is a predicted model, not a curated record.